Paramuricea clavata is the source of this 598-nucleotide messenger RNA. The record is from the annotation of a GenBank genome assembly. Lineage: Eukaryota; Metazoa; Cnidaria; Anthozoa; Malacalcyonacea; Plexauridae.
UCCAGGAUACUUUUGACGCUUUAAACCCACUUAAUUCAAGGAAAUCACCAGGACUGGACGGCAUAAGUGUAAAACUAUUAAAAGAUACAAGCGAUGUUAUCGCGCAACCAUUAGCCAACAUCUUUAAUCUAUCUCUUCAGACUACAAUUUUUCCGGACGAGUGGAAAAUCGCCAAGGUAUCACCAGUCUUUAAAGAAGGGAAUAAAACUGAUUGCGGAAAUUAUAGACCAAUCUCUGUAAUUUCUGUGGUUGCUAAGCUGUUUGAAGGGCUAGUGUACAAUCAAUUGAGAACGUUUAUUGCCGACAAUAGCAUUCUUGUAGAGCAACAGUCCGGUUUUCGUUCACAACACUCUACUGAGACGGCACUCUUAGGUUCGACAAAUGAGUGGUUAUAUAACAUGGACUGUGGCUUAAUCAAUGGAGUCCUGUUCUUGGACUUGAAAAAAGCUUUUGACACUGUCGACCAUGAAAUCUUAUUAAAGAAACUUCACCUAUACGGCAUAAAAGGAACUACUUACGCAUGGUUUGAAUCUUACAUCCAAAAUAGAAAAUCGAUUUGUUUAAUGAAUGGGAAAAAAUCACAUGCUAGAGAAAUUAG